AUGGCCUUAACCGAUAUUUCGGCAUGCUAUUUUAUGGUUUUCUUGGCCUCAAAAUUCCCUCAGAUAUCUGCUGCUUUCUUUGCGAGCUCUCUUACCGUACUUGUGUCACUGGCACUUGACCGCUGCCUAUACCAGUUGGCCAACCAUGUCAUUUACUUGCGGGUGACCACGGACGCAAAUAAAUUGGCUUUAAUAAGGCAGAUUGCUGCAGUCACGCCGGGACCUAUGUAUGAUUGGGAUGAUAUCGCAGUCGCAAUGGACCCGCUGUUUUGUAGUAGAAGUCCACUUCCAUUCCCCUACUUCUUUUACAACGGAGAGUCAUGCUAUUCUUUUGUUAUAACCACCGACCUUUAG
Molecule: messenger RNA, 354 nt
Organism: Lachancea dasiensis
Lineage: Eukaryota; Fungi; Ascomycota; Saccharomycetes; Saccharomycetales; Saccharomycetaceae
Source: the annotation of a GenBank genome assembly